ACUGGGUACGUAAUUCAAAACUGUCAUUUUUGUAUAGAUUUUUCCGAUUUUUGAAACAUUGAGCAAACUUUACUCUAAUUUGAAUUAAAAAAACGAAAUUAGCAUUACUGUAUUUUUCGUAUUUUCAAAUAAAGGUGAAAAUAAAAAGUGUUUUGGUAUCUGUUUUUGCCAGUAGAUCCUUCGAGUUUUGAUUCGAAAAGAUGCGUAGCCGAACUGAACUAGUCACCACGCAGCUAGAAGGCUCUGAGUUUGAGGAAGAAUCUGAUUUCGAAGAUUCAGAAGAGGAUUGGAAACCGGCCAAAGACGAUCCGAAGUCGAAGGUAAAAAGCCCAGGCCGAACAAAAAAAGCAACUGCAACCAACAAGAACGGUACGAAGAAGCGCGGUCGUAAACCAGCUAAGAAAACAAAAAAGAAAACUAGUUCUGACGAGGAUAACGGCGACGAAGAUUUCUCGGAACAACUACCAACACCAGCGAAACAAGUGAAAAAAACGCCCAAGAAACCAGUCGAGAAAGUUCUUCAGGUUAAUCCAUCAGCAUCAACAUCGGAAAUCAAAUCUGAACCAACCACAUCUGCCACUGCUUCGCCAAAGCCACAGCCUCUCCAGCGUAAACUUGUGACACCCUUGAAAAGUUUUCCGGACAAAGGCGGAUUUUUGAAUCUGUACAUUUUUAAAGGAGAUUUGAAAGACGGAAUCAUAAAUAACCAGCAACUAUGCUUGUGGCGAAGAGAUGGCUCAAGCUUACUUCAAAAAUACCUGCGGGACAAAUCUAUUACAUCUGAUAUUCCACAGUUCAAUUCAUCAAUGGUGUAUUCUUGUUGGGAGGAUAAACGUGCCGAAGAAUAUCUCGAGGUCAAGGUCAAAUGUAUCGAGCAGACCAAGCAAAUCCGGGUGGAGUUAGUCGAUGGCGAGGAGUUAGAAGCGAAAUCGAGAUCCGAAUAUGACAACUAUGUAGCAGUGUAUGGAGUUCCUCCUGUACGAACAAAUUCACAGAAGGGUGGCGACAAUCCCAGCGUUGCUGCUGAAGAUGAAGAUGAAGAAGACGAUGAUGAAUACGACGAUAUAGAGGAUAACGAAGAAGAGGAAGAAGAGUAAAAUUUACAUAAGAUAUGAGAUUCUGGAUUAAAGUUUUUUUAGAAGACGAGAAUGGUUUUAGUAAUUGGAACCAGCUUGGUGUAAUCACUGUUUUGCAUCGUAUAUUCUUCCUUUCCAUGGUCCCAUAGUGUAUUACGAAGCGAUAAAGAUAAGCAUCCUAAAAAUUAUAAACAAUAAUAUAUACUAGAAGGAUGUGCCAGAUUUACUGAUUCAAACUAUUUCAACCAUUAACUGUAACCGAUAAGUAAUAUUCAUUGUUUUAAAUGGAAAUAUCAAUCUGUAGUGUGGACGGAAAACAAUAGAAAUAAAGUUUUUUUUCUGGAA
Molecule: messenger RNA, 1421 nt
Organism: Topomyia yanbarensis
Lineage: Eukaryota; Metazoa; Arthropoda; Insecta; Diptera; Culicidae
Exons: 5
Coding region: 201-1097 (298 amino acids)
Source: RefSeq, a predicted model, not a curated record